Leguminivora glycinivorella is the source of this 1563-nucleotide messenger RNA. RefSeq lists its product as uncharacterized. The coding region runs from base 188 to 1144 and encodes 318 amino acids. The transcript is spliced from 3 exons. NCBI's taxonomy places the organism in Eukaryota, Metazoa, Arthropoda, Insecta, Lepidoptera, Tortricidae. The record is from RefSeq and is a predicted model, not a curated record.
CCAUGUCGGACGCCGAGAAAAAACUGCGAGAAGUUUUGAAUUCCAUCGUUAAGAAUAAAUUUCAAAUGCAUCUAAAGUAAAUAUUAAUCCUAUAAGUUCUGGUGGGGCUAACUACAGUCCAACUUUAUAUGAAGUUUCUAUCAUUACUCCCGAUGGUGUACAAGAACUAUUUGCGAAAGUGCUUUCAAUGGGCGACGUUUUCAACGACACAAGUCAGCGGGCCUUUAAUACAGAAGUAUUCGUCUUAACAAAAGUUGCAAAUGCAUACGAAAAACUACAAGACAAACAUGGGAUAAUAGAAAGAUAUACAUUUCCGAAAAUUAUCAAACACGAAUGCGAUAAUAUCCCAACAGUUGUCUUGGAGAAUCUAGCUCCUAAAGGAUAUGAAUGUUAUGACAGAUUCAAAAGUGUUGACUGGAAUUAUGCGUCAAAAUGUGUAGAAACUUUGGCCAGAUUCCAUGCUCUGUCUUUUGCUUUAAAGAAGGAGUGCCUGGACGAGUUCCAACUAGCUGGUGACUUUCUGGAUAGUAAGUGGAUAGAAACUAAUUUUAGAAGUGCGGUUUGGGAAGGUGCUAAUGAUGGUGCCCUAGCAGCUGUAAAUAAAGAAGAUAAAGAGAAAGUAUCGAAAGUUCUAGAAGGAGCCGUCGGCAUUAGUAAACUCUGGGAACUCAGCGAACCCCUUAAAACUUCAGUGCUUAUUCACGCAGACUAUCGCCCGAGUAAUAUAAUGCAUAAAGAAGUGAACGGUGAAUAUCAUGUGAUUCCCGUAGACUAUCAAAUAACCAGGCUCGGGUGCCCAGUAGGCGAUCUUCUCUAUUUUGUCGUGUUAAGUUCCGACCAGAAGUUCCGACGGCAACACUACCACCAACUGGUGGAGCACUAUUACGAGCAUCUGGCUUUGAUGAUGACGAAAUAUGGUUUGAACUCUGAAGAGGAGUAUGGGAGGGAAGACUUUGAGAGUGACAUGAGAGCGAAACUGCCAAGCGCCCUCGGCGCGGCAGCGGUGCUGCUGCCGUUCAUCACAGUGGAAGCAGACAGCGCUCCGAGCUUCGAACGCAACGAGUUCGUGCCGCGCACCAACGAACUGUUCGGCGAACGGUUCCGCGAACUGGUGGAAGAUUUUAAGGUGUGGGGGGUUAUAUAGAAUACCCCUACUUAACCUCAAUAUCUAUCAGCAGCGAAACAUGUUGGAAAGGCAUACUUGAAAUCUUGAAUAGUUAUCAAAUAUGUAAUUUACGUGGUGAAUGUAGGGAGUUCAUGGCGCGCAUGGACGAACUGUUCGGAGAACGGUUCCGCGAACUGGUGGACGUAUUUAAGCAGAGGGGAUUAAACAAAAUACUUCUACAAUCAUUGUCAAUCAGCAGCGAAACAUAAGGUAUAAGUUAAAACGAAUGUUUGGCUUGUUAUUGAUUUUGUUAGUAAAAUAUUAAUUUCAUAUUUAAGACAAAGUAUCUUCCAUAUCCACAUCCACAUCUCCGAAUGAUUUUGUGAACUGAUGGACGCCUUUAAACUGUGGAGAGUUACAUAGCAUAAUUAUCUACUUAUACAUUAAAAUAAUACAUU